GGCGAACCACAGCCCCGCAUGACGUCACAUGCAUGCUUGGCAAAGUGAAACUUACGGAGGCGCACUUUUGGCCGGGCACACACUUACAACAGCAUAGUCAAUAGUACACUCAAAAUUCGCCGAAUUGUAGAAGGGUUCAUUCGGGUUGAUUCCAAGAGCGGCAAAAAUUGUGGCCUUUAAGCGCCUUUAAGAGAGUUUGGAACUGCCGCCAAUCCAAAGUCGUGAUUUUCAUAUGAAAUAGAUUUACAAUAAAAUUCCAUCAUCAAUUUUGACGUUCCUUCCCCUGUCAGAAAAUGGGCCGCAUCAACACACAUAGUUUGAAGUUAAAUGUAUAGUUAACCUCACUAGUGAUGUUACGCAAGAGAGGAGCUGCUGUAGCUAACCGCAUCAAGGACAUACACUGUGGUGGCAGCGACAACAACUGAACCGCGCAUGCAACUUGGGACGCUCGGCUUCCCCUCUCAUCAGGACGACCUGUAUCGCACAGUGCCGUUGCCCAGCGACCCUUCGCAGGAAUUUACGACGAUUUGGAUCACGCAGGCACAUUGAAGAUUGCAGGGUCCAGGGCAAGGAUUCAGCGUUUCACGUCGGUCUUUCUUUGACGGACCUAUCUGAGGUUGAGGCGUGGACAGUAUCGCACGAAGCCAUGGAGUCAACAGUCACUCGCGGAGAAGUUUGCACUCCGAGCGCAGAUUGGCGUAAGGUGAGGGCCUCUCCGUCAAACUACACUGCGCGCCUUAGGACUCGUACUGGGGACAAGUCUCCUAAAUGCGCCGCCGCCGCCUGCAACAAAAAGUUGACUGCUGAAGGAUAUCUUCAAAUGCACCUCUGCACUCACGCUGGGGUGAAUCCUCACAAGUGUGCUGUUUGCAAUAAAAAGUUCGCUCAAGAAGGAAACCUUCGGAGUCACCUCCUUACUCACAGCGGGGAGGGCAGUUUUGAGUGCAUGGUUUGCAACAAAAAGUUCACUCGCGGUGGGAAUCUUCGAUCGCACCUCCGCUUCCACACAGGCCAGAUGCCUUUUGAAUGCGUGCUCUGCAAUAAGAAGUUUGCUCAGCAAACACACCUUCGAGGGCACCUCCGCACUCACACUGGCGAGAAGCCCUUUGAGUGUACUAUCUGCAAUAAGAAGUUUGCUCAGCAAACAAACCUUCGAGGGCACCUCCGCACUCACACUGGGGAGAAGCCCUUCGAGUGUGAUGUCUGCAAUAAGAAGUUUGCUCUGCAAGACAAACUUAGGGUGCACCUCCGGACUCAUACUGGGGAGAAGCCCUUCGAGUGUGCUGUCUGCAAUAAGAAGUUUGCUCAGCAAGCACACCUGCGAGGGCACCUCCGCACUCACACUGGGGAGAAGCCCUUCGAGUGUGCUGUCUGCAAUAAGAAGUUUGCUCAGCAAGCACACCUUCGUACGCACCUCCGCACUCACACUGGGGAGAAGCCCUUCGAGUGUGCUGUCUGCAAUAAGAAGUUUGCUCAGCAAACACACCUUCGAAUGCACCUCCGCACUCACACUGGGCAGAAGCCCUUCGAGUGUGCUGUCUGCAAUAUGAAGUAUGCUCAGCAAACACACCUUCGAGGGCACAUCCGCACUCACACUGGGGAGAAGCCCUUCGAGUGUGCUGUCUGCAAUAAGAAGUUUGCUUCGCAAGCAAACCGUUCGGCGCAUCUUCGUGCUCACACUGGGGAAAAGCCCUUUGAGUGUGCUGUCUGCAAUGAGAAGUUCGCUCGUGAGGGACGCCUUCGACAGCACUUCCGUACUCACACUGGUGAGAAGCUCUUCGAGUGUGCUGUCUGCACUAAGAGGUUCCCUCAAGAAAGAGGCCUUCUGACACACCUACGUACUCACACUGCCGAAAAGCCCCUUAAGUGUGAUGUCUACCAUAAGAAGUUCUCUCAAGAAGGAAACCUUCUCAUGCAUCUGCGCUCUCAUACCAGGGAAGACCUUUGAGAGGUGUUUGCAUUAAGAAGCUCGUUUAAGAAAGAAACCUUCCUACGCACCGUCACGCUAACACCAGUGAGGAGUGUUCAGGUGUGCUGGCUGCAACAAUCAUAAGAAGUCAUUAAGAACUACUGGGGCUACAGUCGUAUCACCUUAAAACCCAAAUUGUGUUACCUUGUUUUAGUUGACAUCAGAAAUUUUUAUUAAAAAAAAUGUUUUAAUUUUAAUUUUUAAUUAAACAGUUUGUUGCUUUUA
Thrips palmi is the source of this 2194-nucleotide messenger RNA. RefSeq names its product gastrula zinc finger protein XlCGF57.1-like. Gene Ontology annotation, molecular function: RNA polymerase II cis-regulatory region sequence-specific DNA binding; DNA-binding transcription factor activity. The coding region runs from base 647 to 1948 and encodes 433 amino acids. The record is from RefSeq and is a predicted model, not a curated record. The transcript has 4 exons. Gene Ontology annotation, biological process: regulation of transcription by RNA polymerase II. NCBI's taxonomy places the organism in Eukaryota, Metazoa, Arthropoda, Insecta, Thysanoptera, Thripidae.